Mustela erminea (ermine) is the source of this 4157-nucleotide messenger RNA. RefSeq lists its product as uncharacterized. Bases 95 to 1159 code for a protein of 354 amino acids. The transcript has 18 exons. NCBI's taxonomy places the organism in Eukaryota, Metazoa, Chordata, Mammalia, Carnivora, Mustelidae. The record is from RefSeq and is a predicted model, not a curated record.
UCCAUCCUACUUCUAGAGGUUUGCGCUCCCUGAUGGCAAAAAUUGACAGGAGUGGAGCAACUCUCUUCCCCUUGGAUGGGACACACAUGACGUGAUGUCAAGUUCAGCCCAAGGGAUUUGUUCAGGGGUCAGCUUCUGUUGCUGCUCAGGAUGGAAGGGUACGGCAUUUGUUUCCUUGGACCGCCAUAACGAAGUACCAGAGAUGGGUGGCUUAAACCACAGAAAUUUGUUGUCUUACGGUUCUGCAGACCAAAUGUCCAAUAUUAAGGUGCAAGCCUGGCUCUGGCCCCCUUCUCUCCAGCAGCAUUCCCCCCACUUUCAGGCCGGAGCUCAUCACGUGGGGAUCUUGUUACAAUGCAGCUUGUGGUGCAGAGGGUCCAAGGUGGGCCCAGGCAUCGUUCGUGCCUUCAGCCGCGAGGGCCUGUGGGAGGACGGAAGCCCCGUUGGAGAUGCCGCCAAGGAAAGUGAUAUAAAGAAAACGACAGCUCCUUCCUUUUAUCACCCUGGAGUUGAAAUUUUCAGGCUACCACUUCAAAGGAAGAAUGUUCCAGAGCCUAAAGCCCACCACAUCUGGAUGAAACCCUCAUGCCAAGCCCGAAGCCUCCAGUCUAAUGACAGCGCCCGUCAGGAUUCCUGCCUUGAGACUCCGUGGACCGCCUGUGGCAAGGCCCGUGCAGGUAGCAGACGGAGGCCGUGGUAUCCUCAGAUUAAUAAUAGAAGACAUGUCUCAGGAGAAGUAGGAUAUAAUGAACAUGCAGAUCCCUGCUACUCCAAGCAUGGUCUGUGGACAAGCGGCUUCGUAAUCACCUGGGAACUUGAUGGACAGUACGGAGCCCUACCUCGUACAGACUUGACCCAGAAUUUGAAAGGGAUCUCAGCAGAGACUGCAUAUUUAGCAGACUUAAACUUGUCCCGGUUCUACCCAGAGCCCACCUUCCAGAAAAAAAUGGAGUUUCUGGCCUGCAUUUGUCGAGUUUCGCCUUCGUCUCCUUGUCCCAGUAGCUGCAAUCGUUUUCCUAGGGUGCACAAGAUUUUCCUACCAAACCCAAUCCAGGAAGACAGCAGACUCACAAGUCCUCAGAGUAGAUGUCUUCGUCAAGGCAAGAAGGCAAGGGCCUCAUUUCCGCAGGAAUCCAGAUGUGGAACUCUUACUGUCUGAUUGCUGAGAAGGGGGAGCAGAUCCUGGACCGUGUGUCCUUGAGAAACACAAUGCCGUGUCCAGAAAUGCUCACCAAUUUAAGUCUUAGAAGGAGAGAAUCUGAUUGGCCGCUGGAUGAUGGCAAAUGGAUUCCCCUUUGUCAUGCUUGUUCAAUCAACUGUGAGAGAAGAGAAGCUGAGAUUCUUGUGGACAGUGGCAAGGUCUUUUGUCUUAUGCAUCUCCAGUGUGAGCAAGGACCUAGCACAUCACUGAUGAUUCUCUACUGAUGUGAUUAGAUAGAUGAAUGGUGAACUAAGUACUCCACAGUGGGACCGCGACUGGCUUUUCAAGCUAGGGCCAGAUUAUAUCAAACAUUAAACAAACACUUAACAAAUAUUCACUGAAGUUUUCGAAUGAAAAAUUCCACCAGCAAAAUUGCAUCCUGAGUGGAUCAAGAAUUUCUAAACUGGGUUAAUCAUGAGGUCCUCUCUUGGUUCUAGAAAAUUGUUUUUACUACUUGAGUAGAAUUCAGUUUCCUGGAACCAGGGAAAAGAAACAUGAGCUUCUGAUCAGGUGAAGGACUGCCUUUUACCCAGCCUCUAUUAUUCCUUCCCUUUCCAGGUACUUCCAGUAAGAGUCAACGAAGGUCAUGAUGCUAUGGUUGUGAUGAGAGGAAGUAGUGUAGUGUCGUGAAGUGCUGUUUAGUUGACUAAAGUCAGGCCAUUCAUUUGAUGGUGGGUAGUUGAGUGUCUUUUAGAGUUAUCACGAGAAUACAAUAAGGUAAUAUGUGUGAUAUACUUGGAAAAUUGUAUGGAAGAUUGUGAAUGUUCAAUACUGCCAGUUAUUAGUAGCACAGUAGCAAUUAAUUACCUACUCUGUAAAAUUCUAAGAUGGGUAUGGUGUAGGCUGAGGCUGUAAUGGUGCAUGUAUACAAUAUUCACACAAUCAGGAGGGCCCUAAAAUUCUGAGAUCUUCUGGUCUUGACCUUUACCUAGGGCAGGAUUUGUGACUGAUUUCGUUUAUUUGAAGAUAUCCAUAGGCCAGUUGCUAGUCUGGUUCUAUGCUACAGAGAAGCUAGCUUCUGCCUGUCCCUCUCAAAAGAAAAAAAAAAUGUUAAGAUCAGAUGAGAUGGUGUCUAUUAAAUGUUUGGUUAACAGUGGGGUGCUGUACAGUCCUGCUGAGUGGAUGUGGGCACUGUCCAGCUCUGUGGCCUGAAUGAAGGAGGCUGUCACUGUCUGUAGCAGUGAUCUUUGCACUUUCCAAAGUCUGCUUUCCCUUUUAGGCUGUUUGAUUAAUUGCUGUUUCCUGCAUAGUAGAGCCUGGUCUCUGAUUUCACUUGUAGAACAAAAAUGACUGGUGUCUUUUGAGCCCAAUGAAUGGUUACAUCUUCCAGCCUUGAGUCAUUCAUGUUCCCUCCAGCUCAAGUAGUCUCAUGUGAUGCUUAAGUAGCUUCAGUAACUUUCCUAAAGUCUUUUAGUUAGUAAAUGAUGAAAACCAUACAGCACACUAUCCCUACCUCACCACACCCCCAACAAAGAAAGAAAAAGGAAAGUCUAUUAUAAGUGAAGAUGUUUUACUUACAUAUCAAAGCCUUCUAGACUCUGAUUCUGGAAAGUUAAGUCUAUCUGUGUUUGAAAAUAGAGUCUUAUAUGCGGUGUCUUCAGAUAGAAUGAUCACCAACUCCAUACAUAAAGGGAAAUCAGCGUUGGCCUGUGUUACUUGAAAAACUGAAGAAAAGGGGGUUUGGAACUUGGAUUAUUCAGCUACAACUCAAAAUACUAGAUCAGUGGUACAGCAUGAGAAACAUCCAGUCAACACAGAUACUGUGUGUGAAUGUCUUGCACACGCUUUGCAUGGCAUUCCAGCUGAAUACCAACGUGGAUGUCAGUUCUAAUACUUUUUCAUAUAAAUCUUCUUUUUCCAACACCUUUCAUAGCCGACCCCAUCGCAGAAGCUGCCGUGGAGAGGGACCCAUGUCAGGGUUUGAGGAACUCCAUCCCACCAGCAACUGCUCGAGUGAGCUUGGAAGCAGAUCCUCCCCCAGACAAGCCUUCAGGUGGGACCACACAGCCAGCCAGCCACACCUUGAUUUCAGCCUUGUACGACUCUGAACCAGAGAUGCCCUGCUCAGCAAUGCCUGAAUCCUUAACCCACAGAGACUGGGAGAUCCUAAGUGCUUUCUGUUGUAAGCUGCUACAUUUUGGAGUCAUUUGUUAUUCAGCAAUUGAUAAGUAAUGUAAUAGGUGGUGAGAUUUCUUGAACAUUUGUUAGCCCUUUCUAUUUGGUUUGUGUGGACAGGCAGUAGGACAGACACCUGACUUCUGUUGUUAUAGAGAAAUCGAUCAAUGAAAACUGGUUAAGUAAACAAAAUGGGCAAAGUGGAGGUUAGAGCUUCUUGGUGAGACACACGCACACACACCUCUUGAUUUGCGUUGUGUCACCCUUUUAUAAGUCAUUCCAAAGGGACAGAAUAUAAUUUUAGAGAUGCAAAAAUAUUAGUGUGAUCCAUGGAAACGUAAGUAUCUCAUGGCAGAGAUGAGUAUCAGAGACAGAGAAGAGGAGGCGGCAAGUACUUACAGGAGGGAAGGCCCUUCUGCUCAGUCCCAUGGGGUUUCUGUUACCAUGUGGAUUUUCAUUGCAUUUUCUUGCAUUAUUUCAGUUUAUUGGAUUCAUUCUCCCUUUUGCUUUAUUUUAUUUGGGACUAAAAAUUGACAAAGUUAUGGCAAAAAUCGAGGACUACUUUGAAAGUGUAAGAAGAUGAGUAUAUAAUCAAAAAUGAAAACACAAAGGCACUUACAGUCUUCAUUGUCCAUCAAUCUUAUUUGGUCUAUUUAUAGAGAAAAGUAGUUUGAAUGCAUAAAAAUCAUGAAAAUGAUUCCCACCUUUAAAACCCUGCAGGGCUAACAAAGCAGGAGCCGAGGAAGAGUUACCCAAGGAGGUGGAGGGUUUACUCACAAUAACAUGGUGAACCAGAGCUUUAAAAAUGCAUGUCAUGUCUGUAUAUAGCAGUCCAAUUUUC